GACUGCUCAUGAUUGGGCGGGGAACUUUAAGACGUUCGGACAGACGGAGGUUGAUGACAACAACCCUUACUACGCUUUGUUUGUAAAUUAACUAAACCAAGCUAGUAGUUAUGAUGUUUUUGCAACGUAAAGGUUAUAUUUUAUUUUAUAUUUGUUGAAUAUAAUGAAAGUAUUGGCUACAAAAGGAGGAAUCAGACCAACAGAAGGUGGCAGUGAGGAAUCGACUAUCUUCCCUGAAGCCACGACAGUGUGGCGCAUGCGCAUAAGACGAACUGCAGUGUAGUUCCUUUUUAUUUAAGCAUGGCUCUGGUUCCGUAUGUAGAAAACGCUUUACCCGCGCUUUCCAAACUCCACAAUUCAUCAGCUCAGUUUCGUUUCGCCAACCACAACCUCAGCCUGGCCCAGGACUGGAAAAAACUCGGGGUGGCAGCUGUCGUGUGGGAUGCGGUACGUGUUUUUUCUAACAUAGCAACGUUCCCUCUGCUGUUUAUUAUGUAAUUAAAGGCGCAGUACGUGUUUUUCAGGCUGUUGUCAUGUGUAUGUACCUGGAACUGGGGAAAGUGGAAUUACAGAGGAAGAAAGUGAUUGAACUGGGAGCUGGGACUGGACUGGUGGGGAUUGUUGCAGCUUUGAUGGGUGAGUUUUACAGCGUCAGUCAAUUUCUAUCAACCAUUUACUCACGCAGUCUCUCACAAAUUUAUGAAUAUAUGAAUAUUCCAGGUGCCAAAGUGACCAUCACAGACAGACAGCCCGCCCUGGACUUCCUUGCAGCAAACGUCAAAGCAAACCUGCCCCCGGACUCUCAGGAAUCAGUGGUUGUAUCAGAGCUGACAUGGGGAGAGGGUCUUGACCGCUAUCCGCCUGGCGGUUUCGACAUCGUGCUCGGAGCUGACAUUAUUUACCUGGAGGACACCUUUGUGCCGCUGCUGCGGACUCUGGAGCACUUGUGCUCAAGCACGACUGAGGUGCUGCUCGCCUGCAAGAUCCGAUACAAGAGGGAUACAGACUUUUUGGGCAUGUUGGGGACGAGUUUUGCAGUGGAGGAGGUUUACUACGAUAAAGAGAGGGACAUUUAUGUGUAUAAAGCUUUGAAACUGCCUCCAAGGGGAGAUUUGUGAAAUUGAUCGGACUCUAAAGGGAUAUUCCAGAGUGAAAUUAAUUUAGGGUCAAACAAAGUUAGACACCCCCUCAAGAGAUAAAUGUUGCCGACCGCUUGCUUCUCUAGUUAUACCAACUUUAGUAAUGACCGCACACUAGCAAUACACAGCGGUCUGGGGAGCCAUAAACAAACCUCAACCAAAACGCCACUCUAUAGCCACGAAUAAUACUCAGAACAGCACCUAACUUCAACUGUAACUUCAACGGUAAUCUCUGCCAAUUCAAUGGUCAAGAGAAAUGAUCAUAAAUGUUCUUCCUUUAGCUGUGACACCCCUCAGCAGCUGCUGGAAGAGAGUAGGUGAGUUGUGUUUAGUCUCGUUGCUAAAGAAAUUAGGCAAAGUUAAAAAGAUGUUUGGUGGCUAGUACUAUGGCUGUGACCCUAUAUGUACUGUUGAUGAAGUUAGGUGCUGUUCUGAACAUUAUUUAUGGCAUUUUGGUUGAGGUUUGUUUAUGACUCUUCAGACCGCUGUGUAUUGCUAGCGUGCAGUUGUUGCUAAAGUUGGUAUAACUACAGAAGCAGGAGGUCGGCAACAUUCAUCUCUCUGCAGGGUUGUCUAACUCGGUGUUACGGUGUGUUUGAACCUAAGUUUAUUUUACACCGGAAUAUCCCUUUAAAUGCCUUAUUUUUGUAAUACAUGAACAUUUUUGCAGACAAAUCAAUAAAAUCUCAUAAAAGAUUACAGAAACACAUUUAUUAACAGCUGCCAAAAAAUGUAAUAUUUGAAUAGCUCUAACAUAAUGCACUGUAUCAUACGAGUUGGUGCUGACAUUUAGAAAUCGUGAAUACAAAAUUAACGAAAAGCAACAUAAAAAAAAGCUUACUAGAUCUUAACAAAACAUGAAACCCAAAAUAAUACAAUACGGCAGUCCAUGAUUGUGAAAAUCUCAGUUUUUUUUGUUCAUGGUGAAGUUAUAAAUUCAUCGCACUCUGCAAUCCGUACGCGGGGUGUUUUCGAUCGAUGCGACAGAGCUGUGCACAACUUAAAACGUUAACUGCAUGGUGACGCCAAAGCAAUAAAACACUCAGAGAGUGAAACUAUCCUGCAGAAUCGUGUGAAAUGUAGAAGGAUUGUAUGUGCGAGAAAAAGUGCACACGCCACUUGAUCAGAGUAAACAGUUAGGCUGGUACAUCAAAAGCUGAGAACUGGGCGCAGUCGAUAUUUGACGGGAGAUGUUUAAUCGUAACUUGUGCGAAAGUGAUGCAGAAAUUUCCAGAAACAAAAACCAGGGGGCAGCACGGGUCAAGAGACGGUGCAGUUAAGGUAACCUGUGCUGUCGAAUAUGGGAAACAUCUGAAAUUUGUCCAGAAAUAUGCAGCAAUUUAUUUUUUUCAUUCAAAAGGAAAAGAAAGAAAAAAAGAGGCUCAUUGUUUCGAUUUCAGCUCUAAAAAUCAGUAAAAAGUAAAUGCUUGAAGAAAAAUUAAAACACAAAAUCUGCUCUUUUUUUAAAAAAUACGCUUUUUCGCUCACAAACUGUCACCGUCUUUUGUUCGUGUUACUUUCUCCUUGCUUUUGAAAAAACAGGCGUCAAAACUGAGCCGGACACAGACCCCGUUACUGAGCUGGAAAAUUCAUCUCAAAGCUUCAGUCCAGUCUGUUCUGACGGUUCUGCUCAGGUUCAACCACACACAACUUCUGUUUUCACUUUCCACCAUCAUACUUAUAAAAUAUACAGUGUACGCCCCGCUAUAGACAUCUACAGCAAGCAGCGGGGAACAAAUUUCACAGCCGGCUUCUGCUUUUUUUUGUGUAUCUAAAGACGCAGAAAACAAAAACAAUGAGCCUCUGAAUGAAUCAUGCUUCAUAAACGAUCUUCAUAAGUCUCUUUUUCGUCGUGUGUAAAUUCAUCGUACGACCCGGUUUAAUGCUUCGCUUUUAUGUCCACAAGGCAGAGUUAUUCAAAAGUACAAAAAAAAUAAAAUGGCGGUACAUGACGAACGAAAACGAAGCUAAAAGAUAAAAAGUCCGUGACACAGCCCGUCUACACUUGAAAGCAUUAGUAAGUAACAGAAGUUAAUGCAGGAGCGCCGUUUACAAACUCUGCACACGAAGGUCAAGUCUCCAGAUGAUCCGAGAGUUUUGAGGGGAAACGCCGUGAGAAAUCUCGCUUGUGAUGUUGCUCCGGAAGCGGCCCGUUUGCUGGUGAUGCCGCCUGGUUUGGUCCAGGUACCAGUGACCGGGACGCUUCCCUUCGAAGGAUCCUUCUGUGUUCCUCCUCGUUUCCUUCACUCCCUUUCUUUCCGUUGCUCCGGCCUUUCGUGGGAAACUGAAAUUCAAAUUGCUCGAAACAGAGAGAGAAGGUGUGUUUGUGUUUCUAUUCCGGGUGAGUCGGACAUUUUAGCAGUUUUUAAAAAGAAAGCCGAAGAGUAGAAAAAGGGGGGGGAGUGUCUUCCAGGUGCGCGGCUCUGAGCUGAGUCUCUGUACGCGCUUACAGAAGAGCACCUGGGCAGGCGUCAGGGUGGCGGUUUCUACUCGGAUUUGUGGCAGUACAAGUCUUUGAGGGCUUUGAGUUCCUCGAUGAGGGUUUUGUUCUGGUUCUCCAGCACGGCAACACGGUUCUCCAGACACUUGACGUACUCCUUCUUC
Xyrichtys novacula (pearly razorfish) is the source of this 3743-nucleotide messenger RNA. The record is from the annotation of a GenBank genome assembly. NCBI's taxonomy places the organism in Eukaryota, Metazoa, Chordata, Actinopteri, Labriformes, Labridae.